ACUAGUCGCUUUGUAGCUAUGUUUACUAUAUGUGCCUUCGCUAACAAAAGAUCUAGCUAUGAAUUUGAUAUGAAAAGGUUGCAACAGCUAUUGCACAGAGAUAAUGAAUACCGUAUAAUAUAGCCAUGAAGAUCGUUCAACAUGCCAGGACCAGCAUUACCUUCGAUCCCCUCAGUAUCGCAUUUUAUUUUCCUAGUUGUGGUAUAGGCUAUAUACGUGUAGCGAGUUCUGCAAUAAUUUUAGGAUUUCUUUUCAGUUUUCAGUUCUACAAUAAUUUGAACGUCUGUCUGAACGUUUGUCUGGAGGCCUUCGCUUACGUCUGGAAAAAAAAACCCGAAAUACAAAUCAGUUGGAAGAGGAAACAUCAUGUCUACCUGGAGUGAGAAAGCAAAAGGUUUGCGAGACACCAAAGAUGUAGAUGAACUUGAAAAAAAGUACGACGAGAUAUGCGAGUAUUACGAUGAGGGAAUGCAUGAUCCACAGUUCUUAUACAACGCUCCUUAUGAAACAGCCAGGGCGGUCAUCCAGCUUGAGCCGAAUCGAAAUGUCAAGAUACUUGAUGUUGGAUGCGGUACAGGACUUAUUGAGGAAGAGCUAUUUAAAGAAGGAUACAGGAAUAUCCACGGAGUGGACAUGUCUGCUGGUAUGCUGAAAAUUUGUGAGAAGAAGAAUGUCUUCUCAAAGCUGGUUCGGGCUAAGUUUGAUCCAAGCGAACCUCUAGAGUACGUUGAUGGCUAUUUUGAUGUAGUCAUGUCCUGUGGAACAUUCGUCCCCGGUGCGCAUUUGAACCAGACAUGUCUCCCAGAGAUAUUUCGCCUCCUAAAACCCGGUGGAUACAUGGUGAUUGCGACUCGACAGAAAGCUUUUGAAGAAGAGCUUGGAGGCCUUAAACUUAAAAGCACCUUACCACAUCUUGUCGAAGAGGGCGUUCUGGCGAAACUGUCGCACGAUGUGAUAAGAUACACGACAGAAAUUAACAUCGACAUUCCUGGCGUCAUAUUGUCAUACGUUUUACUACCAGCACAGAAAGAGUAAAAUACCAAGUGACCGUUGGCAAAAGAAAGGCUUUAUUGACUUUUAUAUCUACAACAAUAUUAAAUAGAUAAUACAUAAAUAGUGCAUCUGAUCACAGUAGAGCUGAAUGAUAUUUUAUAUUGUGGAAAGCUCACAUUUGGUAAGCCUAAUUACUAGUAUAUACCUCCGACCACCACACAUUAUAAAUAUAGAUAAAAAAUUAUCACAUGUCAUCAACAGAAUAUCCCAUUAUUAUAUGUGCACAUACAUAAACUUUCAGUGAAUCUGUUUGACAAAUUCCAAAACAACGAAGAUUCAAAGCUAUUCUACAGAGCCAGAAAGAUGUCCCAUCAGCUAUAGAGUUGUGUUGUCUGAAAUAUAAACAUGGGCCUACCAGAGGUCAUGAUAAAAAUGGUAUAUCCCAAGAUCAGUCAAUGAGAAACGUAAGAAAUCUUAUUACAAAAGAAUGAAAAAACUCUGAAUAGUCCAGUGGCUAAUGCUUUGAGAAUGAACUGGAGAAGUAUUGCAGAUGUGAACCAGUGAAGUGCAAUUUUGACGCUGACCCGGACACGAUCCGGCCAGCGUAGAGGAGAAGGAAUUUGGAGCUGAAUACAGAGGCUUAAGUAUGAACAUUAAUCUUCAAUUUGUUAUCCUCCCCGAGUAUUUUGGUAUAUUCCACACACACACACCCUCCCUCCCUCUCACACACACACACACACACACACCCAACCACCACCACCUUACAUGCACAUCCACUCACGCACACACAAAUAAACUGUGAGCAUUAAAAAUAACAUAAAAAAAGGUAUUUUCCAUAUGUUUCUCCUAUAUCUCCCAAGUCCCCUGCCCUCAAUUCUCGAUGUGGCCUCCAUAAAAUUGUACAUUGGUGUACAUAUAUAAGUGGCGAUUUUCUCGAGAAACUCGGUGUACUCGGCUCCCGCCAGUUUGGCGCAACAUGUACAUAGGUAUUUCUUUUCCACGAUGAAGCGCCUUAAUAUUUGCAGUUGGCCUAUUGAAGAUCUUUGCUUUCAAGUACACCCACAAACAUAUAACAGGAGUGCGAUCUGGCCAUGCCAGGGCCACUCAACUUUUUUUAAGGUUCAGUGCUAUCGCUCUGUUUCCAAAGAGCUGUUGCUGGCUGUCAGCAUGCAUUGACAAUCCUUCGCCUGUGCGCUGGGGCACCAUCAUGUGCCUACCAUACGUGUAUACUGUUCUGUUGCGUUGGCGCGCGAAUCUAUGCAUCUGGUCUGGUCCAGAGGAAUAGGAACGAUUUGGGCUCAUAACACAAAGGUUUAUAGCGAUCAAUCGCUAACCUGUGUGUAAUGUUCGGGGCCCCGUCAACAGUCUGGCCAAACAAAAUAAGCUAGGUCCAAUUGGCGUUCUACUUCCAACUCGACCAAUCCAAUUAAACUGUGACUUUUUGUAAGGAAUUCUUCUGCUUAUAAGUAAAACCGAGUGGCCUCUGUAAGUGACGUUAGAACUUCUAAUUCCACAGAAUACCGUGACACACAAAUCAGCCCGAUUGAGAGAUCAUGCGGCGUUAAAAUGGCAAUAGCAAGGUUCAACCUGCAAUUCAAUGAAACAAUGAAAUCAUACAGAAUCUGAUAUACGAACAUGGCAACAUCCUUCUCAAUAACAUCCAUGUAUAAUUUCUGAAGGUUUCCAUGGCGAAGAAGAAUAGUGUAGUAGGUUUCACGGUACACCAUGUAUUCUUUCUUGGGCAUAUGUUGGUCCUGAAAAGGACCACCCAAUCUCGACGUUUCGACAAGUGUGUUCUUGUCGUCCUCAGGAGAAUUCUCCUGAGGACGACAAGAACACACUUGUCGAAACGUCGAGAUUGGGUGGUCCUUUUCAGGACCAACAUAUGCCCAAGAAAGAAUAACAUCCAUGUACUAUAUAAAUCACAGGUAUAAACAACAUAACUCUCAACGAUCUAUCCUGUUUCACCUUAGUUUCUUGUUUAUGCCUCAAUGAAUGCAAACAACAGUUGUUAAAGAAAUUAUAUACUAUCAAUAUGAUUUGUCUAUGAUAAUUCCUUAUUAUGUAGCUAUAUUAUAUGUCACCGAUAAAUAUUCGCAAUUUUCCCCAAAACAUGAGCAAACAAACAAAUACAUCAACAAUUUUACCAUCCUAUUAAUUACCCUUUGCUUGGCAAUACAAUCAUACACAAGAAAAGGUGCUGACCUAAUUAAAUAUGCGCACUGUAAUCGUAACUUGUGCACUCAACCUAUAGGCACUCAUUCAAUGAACAAUUAGGUUAUGAUAUAAGCUUGUUCUCUGUUAUAUCUCCUUGUGUGGCAAAAUAAGGGUGGCAAUGUUUGGCUUAUUUUCUCUUUUUCUUUGGGACAAAUGCUUUAUUUUUUUUACACUGAGUUUUCAUUACAGCUAUUCAUCAUAUAACUUGGCUCUUAAGUAAAUUUGAUUCUUUAAAUUAUUUUUUUCUUAAUCAAAAAUAGAGAUUGAAAAAUGAAAAUUUUCUUGCCAUAUUACUUUCCACCAAUAGAGGGCGUACACAAAAAUAUGCCAAAAAUUCAAUUUUUUAAGCGCUCUGGUGAAUAAAUUUUUUUCCCAAGUUACUAAUGAAAAAUAAAUUGCAACUGUAUGGAAAUUAGUAAUUUUGGUCACACAAGUGAUAUUUUAAUGAUUUUUUAAAGUAUGUGCUCUGUACAGCAUUGGCAUACCAUAGUCCUACCUGUAGAUUCCCCACAGGCAGGAUGGUUGCAGUGAGCUAGUGCCUAUAGGCAAUGCAAACACAUUAAUCCUCAACUUCAAUCUAUUUUGCAACCAAACUGAAGCUAUUCAUUCAUUCAGCUUCAGCAUAUAACAUGCUGGCUCAUAAAUGUUCAUCACAUAAAUCAUAUUUCUCCAUCUACGUCUUUACACCUAUCAUCGCUUUGGUACAUGUACACGUCUACACAUCUCCACUACAGUACAGCAAUACACGUACCAUACAUAACCCACACCUGCACAAAUUGAUUUCAAAAUUAAACGUACCAUUUCUACUCUUAAUAUUUUAUUAGUCCUGUACUUCGUCCUAAAAAAACGAGUAACCUGGACUUAUUUUCAUUGUUUGUAACUUCCCUUUGUUUUAAUUGUUUUGAAUAAAGGUGAUAUUAAAAAAAAAAACAUAGAGCCAACAUAUUUCGAAGUUAUUGAUACAUAUAAUUAUUGAAACAUUAAAUACAAUGAUAAAUGAUGUAUUCUGUACUUACAACAUUGGGCUCAUCAAAACAGAGAAAUACGGCAUGUCUGUGAAAUUGACUUAUUCAAAAUUCGUGCCACAUCAUCAUGUCCGAAAAAUAGGGCUCCCUCUCGAGACAACUACAAAUUUCCAAAGAAAAAGGUGACGCUUCUGUCGACAUAAACAAAUCAUGACAAGUUUUGGCCUCCUUUUGCCAACCAAAAUAAAUAUAUAUUCC
This is a messenger RNA of Lytechinus pictus (painted urchin), 4433 nucleotides long. RefSeq names its product methyltransferase-like protein 27. Bases 367 to 1035 code for a protein of 222 amino acids. The record is from RefSeq and is a predicted model, not a curated record. Gene Ontology annotation, biological process: ubiquinone biosynthetic process. Lineage: Eukaryota; Metazoa; Echinodermata; Echinoidea; Temnopleuroida; Toxopneustidae. The transcript has 6 exons. Gene Ontology annotation, molecular function: S-adenosylmethionine-dependent methyltransferase activity.